This is a messenger RNA of Cadophora gregata, 4467 nucleotides long. RefSeq lists its product as uncharacterized. Gene Ontology annotation, cellular component: Ric1-Rgp1 guanyl-nucleotide exchange factor complex; Golgi membrane; cytosol. Lineage: Eukaryota; Fungi; Ascomycota; Leotiomycetes; Helotiales; Ploettnerulaceae. The transcript is spliced from 3 exons. Gene Ontology annotation, molecular function: protein binding. The coding region runs from base 90 to 3401 and encodes 1103 amino acids. The record is from RefSeq and is a predicted model, not a curated record. Gene Ontology annotation, biological process: retrograde transport, endosome to Golgi; intracellular protein transport.
CCAGCUUCUCCGAGAUGCACCACGACGACACAGAUUAGAGCUUCGCCUGCUCGUUCGUAUGCCUUGAUGUGCCAGCCUAGCUCUUCGGCAUGUACUGGCCGAUUGGAGCCCCGAGGGUAUAUGCAGCCACCAACAGAAAAGCUCGCAGGGACCGCCUUUUGGAAUCUGACGAUGAUGCGGAAUCGCGCGAGACGACCGAGGGCAGCGGAUCGCUGGUAGAUGCUCCGAGCAACGGGUCCGAAUUGGAGGAUGAAAUUGACAAUGAGAUACCCUCGGAGCUAUCAACUCCAGUAACGCCAAUGACUCCAGGCAUCCAUCCCCUGGAACACGAUACCCAACGACACCUCUCUUCGCGGCCAGCUGGACAUGACUCUACAUUAUCAGGAUCUCUUGGGAAGGAACCCUUAUUGUCACUAAAGAUUUCGAGGACGGGGCAUCUUUUCGCAGUAAUAACGUCAACUUCGUUGACAAUUUGGCAGACGAAGCCAACUGCCAUAUUAGCCGUAGUGGUCCGCUCGAGGAAAUCCUUGAGCACCUAUGGCUCUAAUGUUUCCCUUCUCGUACGUCCCGACUCUGCGAUAUUCGUUGUACAGACGACUUCGGGAUAUCUGAUCACCUAUACACUCGCUACAGACCCUGACGCCCGGGUGUAUCGACCUCAUUUUACAAAUCACACUAGUGGGCAAACUCGAAGACAAAGUAAUUUUAGCGGAGCACGGAGUCAAGGAGGCGAUAGGAUCCUCUGGGGCCCUGGAGAGGGAGGCGGAGCCCGGGAAGUUUCAGUACGAUUUCGAAUGGUGAUCAAAGUUGACGCUGGAAUUGGCAAAGCGCUUGCACUUGAUGAUGAAUUAGUUGUUGCAACACAGAAACCGGCAGCAGUGCAAUGUAUACGUUGGACCCCUGAUAGUGCAGGAAACCAAACGAGUACAGAAUUGUUCAGUCGGAUGGAUUGGCUGCCAAAGAAGACCACAGUAACCGAAAUGAUCCAUGAUAGACCGAUGAACCUUUCGACAUGGAUAACGAAUGAUGGGAAAGGCUAUGCGGUACAGCGUCUGCCUCAGCAAAAGGAUGCGGAAGCUCCUUCUAAACUCUUCCGGGGCUACUGUUUUCACAGUCCCACUUCACCUGCGAGGAACGCAGUAAAGGCUGCCAUAAAUGCAAGAUUUUCGCUGAUAGCUAUCGGCUGCGUGGACGGGACAAUCCAAGUCUACACAGCGAGGGACUACGUUGGUAACAUUCCUCCAUCUCAUUUGCAUAGGGCAUCGGUGUCAGGUCAAUCUUCGGGUCGUAUAACUUGUUUAUCCUAUUCUCCUGACGGAUAUUAUCUGUUUGCUGGCUUUGAAAAUGGUUGGGCAACAUGGAGUGUGUUUGGGAAGCCAGGUGCCACAAGCUUUGGAUGCGAUCCAAGAAUAUCUGAAGAGCAUGCAGAGGGUUGGCUGGAAGGCGUCAAGGAAGCGACCUGGCUAGGAAGUGGGUCGGAGAUUCUCAUCAUUGGUCAGCAGGAUGAUCGAAUCUGGGCGCUGGAAAUGGCACGAAGUGCUGUAACUGGAUGCUAUGCAUCCGCGAACAUUUCAAGAACCCUGCUUCAGACCACUUCAAGCAUAAUGGUAUAUCGCGGCUACGACUUACCAGAUCUCACCACGAUCUCAGCAGAAUCCUCGCUGUGGCACAAUGCGCAGAUUCCAUCCAGCUACCUCGUGGAUCAGUGGCCUAUGCGAUGCUCUGUCAUUUCAGCAGAUGGCAGAUAUGUUGCAGUUGCUGGUCGCCGUGGGCUAGCACACUACAGCAUAAAUAGCGGCAGAUGGAAGACAUUCGUCAGUGAAAGCAUGGAGAACGAAUUUCAGGUUCGAGGUGGAAUGUGUUGGCACCAGCAUAUUCUGGUUGCUGCCAUUGAGGCUGGUGAUUCAUUCGAGUUACGCCUUUAUUCCCGUGAAGCAGCACUUGACAAUUCACUUGUGCUUCAUGUUGAGAUAGUGCCAUCGCCAGUCGUCCUCAUUACACCAUCCGGAGAUGAUUCGUUACUCGUGUACACAUAUGACAAUCUGUUAUAUCACUACAUUUUCACAACAGUAUCCGGCUCCAUAAAACUUGUCCAAGUUGGGCAGAUUGCAUUUCAUGGCAUCGUCAGAUCUCCUGCUCGGGUCAGAGGACUCAGCUGGAUACUACCGGAUGAUCAACUUCUUGAAGGCGAUCCUUCCCAAGAUGUGGCAGUUGCUACCGUGCUCUUCCUUGUUGACGGCAAAUUGGUUCUACUGCAGCCAUCUUUGAAUGAAGAAGGAAAGCUCAAGUAUGACAUGCGGGUUAUUGCGCCAAACGUCGAGUAUUACACGUUGAUGAGGGACCUUCCUCUCUCCAGUCCGACCCGGAUGAUUGGGACAGGAAGUGCGUCAAUUGGUAACCAUCUUGACAGGGACGAAGGGAAUGGUCUGCGAGAUUCUUUGUGGGUGUUCGAUGGAAAGGAUGUCAAACUGUGGACCGAUGUUCAAGAUGUCCUCUGCUCAGCUCCCUCGGAACUGGGCCGGGAACUUCCUCCAAUGGUGUCAAUAUCGGUGGACUUCUACCCUCUAUCGGUUCUUCUAGGAAAGGGGAUCCUUCUUGGCGUUGAGCCAGAACUUAUCCAGCGACGUGAUGUGAACUUUGCCUUCUUCAGGUUCGCAAUCCGGACCCAGUUGUUUGUUCCAGAAGUCCUUCGCUUUCACUUGUCUCGAUUCGACUCAUCGGCUGCGCUGCACAUUGCACAUCGGUAUCAGAGCCUGGAGUAUUUUCCUCAUUCUCUUGAGAUCCUUCUGCAUAAUGUUCUUGAUGAAGAAGUUGAUAAUCAACCAACCCCUGAGAAUGCGCUACUUCCAGGCGUUCUGUCCUUCCUAUCGUCAUUCCCACAAUAUCUGGACAUCGUUGUUCAGUGCACGCGAAAGACUGAAGUACGCUCAUGGCGUACUCUAUUUACAUACUUACCGCCACCGCAAGAACUAUUCGAAGAAUCUCUGCAGCGAGGUUCGUUGAAAACCGCUGGAGGCUAUCUACUUAUUCUUCACACAUUUGAGGAACUUAGUUCAAGCUCCGAGCAGUUGGUCCGCCUUUUAUCAAGAGCUAAGGACGAAGGGGACUGGGAGCUGUGUAAGGAAUUGGCCCGGUUCCUAACAGCGUUAGAUGAGACGGGGGAUACAUUGAGAGAGGCCCUUGAGAUGGUCAAACUCAGAAGCCCUCAGAAUGAGCGCGGCAAUACAAGCUUUCUAUUCGAAGGCUCACGGUUGAAGGUUCCGCACCGAACCAAGAACGCUCCUGUCACAAACGGAAGCAAUAGCAGCGAUAUUGAUGAGCAAAGUAGCGGCAGCCGGAGCCCAAGAAGUCCGAUGGAUGUUGGUGCACCAGUAGACUAUUUCUCACAGAAGGCUAUGUAAAUCUAAAAUAGACCUCGAGACUUCCAGCAGUCAUAGGUCGUUGUCCCGUAUCUUGUCCAUGGACAUGGAUCUGAACCCUUUCGCUGAAUGGUGCAUAUCGCCGCCCUUGACAUUCGCCUCGAUGCCAUAUUGGCAGAGUUGCCGGUGCUAUUCGUAGAUCUCUGUCUUUUGUUACAUCGAUUCAGGCAUCAUUGUAUUGUUGACUCGAAAUCAUGAUAUCCCAUACCUAUCGUUAUCGGUUCCGCAAUGGUCAAAUUUACCCAGAAUCUGUGCCUCCUUGUCGUGUCGAUCGAUUCAUUGCAGAAGCAUCGUCAAGUGUUGCGAAUAGGCCAGUAUUAUGUCAAGUCCAAUUCUAGGCAACACUGUUCCUGUUUUAUCCGAUACUUUUAUGUCGCGCUCCAUAAGUAUGAGCAAUUUUGCACAACACAAGUAGACAGGUUCGCCAGAUCUACGCAUUCCUUGCUUUCCAGUGCUCCAGCUUCCAGACUAUGAAGUGCCCUUACAUCCAAUUGGGGUCAUGUUCAUCUGAUCAUUGCUGUCGAUAACGGAAAUCGUGAGAUUUAAAGCGUUUGUAAAAGUGUUGGGCAGCAUACUCGUGUGCUGCAUAUGGGUUAUUGAUGCUAUAAGUAUCCCAAAGAUUCGGCGUGUUCGACCUCGGUCAACUCAAGUCCUUCUUCAUAAAGAGAUUCAAAUGUAGCAUACAGUGGGCUUGCUUCAUUGACAGCCAACCUCAUGCCCAUGCCUGCCAUGAGCUGCUAUGUUGCGCGCCAGAAGCAUGCAAAAUCAACUAUCAUGAUUCCUGACAAUCACAGCUUGUAUUGUGUACAACUUCAGAUUAGUGGAGAAAUUGAAAUUUCCGCGAUGUUUUGGGAAGAGAAUUGAUGCGCCUCCAUCAGUCAUCCAAACAUCCUAGGGGAACUUGAGGUAUUGGCUCUACAAAUCGUGAUUGAGGCAUUUAUUUACCUCAGUAACAAAUGGGUUGAGACUCAAAUCAAAUGUCGCCGAAUGCUUAGGCGGUACACACUCACGGAUGAUACUCAAGCAAUUUUCGUGGCACUAGAAUAAG